Molecule: messenger RNA, 941 nt
Organism: Fukomys damarensis (Damara mole-rat)
Lineage: Eukaryota; Metazoa; Chordata; Mammalia; Rodentia; Bathyergidae
Gene: Phpt1
Product: phosphohistidine phosphatase 1
Exons: 3
Coding region: 1-777 (258 amino acids)
Biological process (GO): peptidyl-histidine dephosphorylation
Cellular component (GO): cytosol
Molecular function (GO): protein histidine phosphatase activity
Source: RefSeq, a predicted model, not a curated record
AUGGAGGACCCGCGACGGGGAGAGGGGCGAGGCCAGGCGCUGCGGAAGGGUUCCCCGGAAGCCCCAGCCACUUUCGACCCCGAGGAGAGGCAUCGAGUGGAGAAGCUGUGGUCCUGCUCCGUCUUGCUCCACCUGCACCCACCCGACCCCGCGAGUUUGCACACGCAGCGGCACUCCGCUUGCGGCCCUCGCUGCGCGCCCCGAGCACCGACCUUCAGCUCUAGGCCGCCCCUGAGGCUAAGUUGGAGGGACUCGGGACCGUGCGAAGGACAAGGGCAGGGACGGAGGGCAGGGGCGGCUCCUGGUGGCCCUUACCACGUGCCAGCCGCCCAGGCUGGCCUGGAGAAUCGAGUCCUGAGCAGGAAGAGCUCGCCGGGCCUGACCCUCCCUCCCAGUCCCCGCACGCUCCCCAGCACCCCCUUUCUCGCCUUGUCCCCGGCCGCGGGGGUUUCCUUUCCACCGGGGACCGGGCUUCAGAACCCAGAGCCCAGAGUUCCUCCCGCGGCCUCCCGAGGGCAGCCGGGCCUUGUCCUGAGGGCUGCUGCUGUCUCCACCCCAGCGGACAUCUAUGACAAAGUGUCCAGUGAGCUGCGGAAGAAGGGCUACGACUGCGAGUGCCUGGGUGGCGGGCGCAUCUCCCACCAGAACCAGGACAGAAAGAUCCACGUAUACGGCUACUCGAUGGGCUACGGUCGCGCCCAACACUCUGUCUCAACUGAGAAGAUCAAAGCCAAGUAUCCUGACUACGAGGUCACCUGGGCAGACGAUGGCUACUGAGGCCAGUGCCCAGCAGUCAAGACAGGACUCUACUCGCCCAGGGUCACUCCUGAGGGGCUGCCCAGGUCUUUGCUUCUGCACCCCUUGGCAACGUGCCACCCCACCAGGCCUUGGAGCCUGGGCCAGCCUGGCCCACAGGAAUUAAAAGCCUUGGUGUUCCUGCU